AUGAAAAAUGGCAUAAUUUUAGAAUAAUAUGAGGAUGAAGAUGAAUAUGAAGUAAAUAGUUUGGUUUGAUUCAGAUUCAAGAGGAAAAGUAAAGAUAAGAGAGGAAAGAAUAUCUAAGAAGAAUGCAACAAUUGAUUUUCGAUGGAACUAAUUAUGACAUAGCCACAUAAUAAAAUACAGAAUCUGAAAUAGUUUAUGAAUAUUUAAUUGAUUUGGAUAAUGAAUUUUAUAUAGACUAUACUCAUUAAUUGCCUAUGCCAAGUAGUUAAAUAAAACUAAGACCAAUGAAUCAAUUACAGUUGGCAUAUAUUUAUAUUGAUGAGUAAUAAAAAAUUUAAUCUAAAAUUAGUUACCCUUUUUUAAAGAUAAGAAGAUUAUUGAUGAUUACUUUUUAAUCGAUUAGAUAUCUAAUGAAAUAUUUAAUAAAUCUCAAAAUAUUUCAAUUGAUACUAAUGGUUAUCAUUAUUUUGAAUUCAUUAUGUUUAGCAUUAGAGGAGAAUUAAUAUGAGAUAAUCUUUAUUAUUUGUUAUUCAAUUGAAGCUAUUUUCAAGAUGUUGGCAUUAGUUAAUAUAUAUAUAAUUAUUUUAGGGUUUGUAUUCUAAAAGAGAUUCAUAUUUUAGAGAUUUUUGGAAUGUAACCGAUUUUAUAAUUUUGAUAUUUUAAUACUUACCUUACUUUGUGAAUAUAUAAUUUAAUUUUAAUGCUUUAAGAACAAUAAGAAUAUUAAGAUCUUUGGAUGCAGGUUAAAGUAUUCCUGCUUUAAAAGUAAUAUUGACUUCGUUAUUUUAAUCAGUUUAUUAAUUGAAAGAUGCAUUAAUAGUCUUAGUAUUCUCAUAUUCAAUAUUUGCAAUUGUAGCUCUUUUACUUUUCAGUGGUGGAUUAAAGAGAAGAUGUGUAAAUCUAGAAACAGGGAUUCCUAGAAAUGAUGAAGUAUGUUCAGUAUGUGCAGGAGAAUUUGAUUGUGUUAAAUAAAUAGCUAAUCCAUUUAAUAAUUUAAUUAACUUUGAUACAUUUGGAUGGUCAUUAAUAUAAGUCUUUAUAUGCACAUUAUUAGAGAGUUGGUCUCAGAUAUUAGAUUAUACUGUAAUAGCAUAUAAUGAAGCAGUUUAUAUCUAUUUUUUUAUGGUAGUGAUGGUUGGAGGAUUCUUUUUAGUCAAUUUAACUCUAGCUAUUAUUAAACUUAAUUUUUCUAAUAAUCAGAAAUUAAUAAUACAACCAGUUAUUGAGGAGAGUUAUGAUUAUUGGGAAUUGAGAAUUAUGGGAAUAUAUGAACCAAUUAAAUUAUAAACAUAAGCAGCUAUGAGAAGAAAAAGUGAUGCUCAAUUUACAUUUAGAGAAAGAUCAUAAAGAUCAUAAACUAAAAUAAAAUAUAGAACUACUAAAUAUCUUAGUUAAAUUUAGAAUCCUAAUUUAAAAAUUCAUCCUAUUAAAUUUGCUAACAAUUUCAGUACUCCUUUUAUGAAAUAAGACAAGAAAUUUAUGGGAAUCUAUGGAAUGGGUAAGAAAUUAUAACCAAUCAUUGGAGGUGUAACUCCAUCUAAAUAGACUAGAAAUAAAAUUAAUGUUAAUUAUGAAUAACCAGGAUAUUCUAUUUUAUAAAGUCCUAUAGAUUAAAAUAUUAGUUUUUCAUAUAAUAUAUCACCUACUAAUAAAUUAGGUAAUAUGAUUUUUAGUCAAUCUAAUAGAUCUCUUUUAAAUAAUUAAACUAAAUAAUUAUCAAGUAAAUCUAUUUUAAAUAAUAAUAAUAAAUCUCCAAAUAAUCAUUCUCGAAAUGUUACUCCUUAAAAUUAAAGAAAUCUUAAUGAAUUAAAUAAUGGAUCUCCAAAAUCUUAAUUUAGUAAGAAAAUAUUUUAAAGAGUAAGACCUUCAAUUUCAGAAUCUGAUUAAAUUCUAGUAAAUGAUCUAAAAAUGAUUGGGUAACAUCAAUCAAAAAAGACUAUUACAACACCUAAAGGUUCUGAUGAAUAACUCUUAGAUUUCUUAUCUUAAGCUCAUAAUAAUAAUAUACUUACAAAUGAAAAUUAAAGUAAUGGACUUUUAACUCCUAACAAUUAAUUUAGUCAAUUGAAUCCAACAUUUAAUAGAAUUCCUAUUUAACAUGGUACUUAUGCUCCAAAAACAUCUUAAUAAAUAUAAAUGUUAUAAGAGGUAAAAUAAAGAUCUUUCAAUGUGAAAAAUAAAUAAAUAGAUAAAGUUAAAAAUGAUGUAUCUAUAUUGGAUAAGAGUGAAAAUUCUAUCAUUAAUUCUAUUCCUAGUGAAUAAGUUGAUCAAGAAUUAAUGGAUUUAGGAAUAUUAGAAUUAAAUUAAAUCAAAAAAUCUAAUUCUGAUAUGUAAUAGAAUCCAUUAUCUAAAGUUAAUUUCAUUCGCAGAAAGAAACCUCGAUUUACUAGAAAAACUAUGAAAAAAUCUACUUAUUUAAGUAAAACAUUUAAUUAAGCUAAUGAUGAUAGAUAUUAACAAUUAAAAAUCAAAUUAUUUAAAACUAAAUUUUAUAAAGAAGUUCCAUAUUUAGCUUAUAAUUCAACUUCAGAAUUAGAUGUAUUAGAAGUUUAAUAAAUGUAAAAGAUACAAUAAAAUCUUAAGAAUAAUGAAGAAAUUAAUAGAAAGAUCAAAAAAUAAGUUAAAUAUGUAUUUUCUAAUUAGUAAACAUAACUUAUUAAUUAAAAAUCUACUUCAAAAAUUCAACCCUCAUCAAUUCAAAUAAAAAGUACAAGUGUUAAACGAUCUUAAAAGUAAGUUAAGUUUCAAGAUUAGGAAGAGUAAUAAUAAUAUAAAAAAUUAAUAUUACAUGAUGUAUAAUUAAACUUUUAAGAGGCUUAAUUAUUAAUUAGGAAAGAAGUCUAAGCUGUAGAUUUAGAAUAAUAUGGUUAAGUAGAAGUAUAAUAUGAUCUUAAAGAACAAUUAAGAUAUUUGAAUUAUGAUCAAAUUACAAUCACUACAAGUACUAAUUAUUAAGAUUAUGUAAGAAUGAUGGUAAAUCUAUUAUUCUGAUUAUUUAUUAGUCUGAUGCAAGUUCACAAUAAGAAAUUGUUCAAUAAUCUUCUAUAGAAGAUGUACUUCCAAUGAGUGAUUAUGUAGAUGAUUAAACAAUAGAAUUAAUGAAUAAAAUCAUGCUUGCAUUAAAUUAUACUAUAAAUAUUUAUGAAAUUUGGUUACCAGGAAUAUCAGGUAUUAUUAUAGUAUUUAGAGUUAAAUUAUUAAAUCUAAUUUCUAGUGAAUACUUUAAUAGAUUAAUUAAUAUGUGUGUUGCAUUCAAUACAAUUGUAUUAGCAUUAGAUGGUCUAGUUACAGAUGAUAAAUUAUUAUCUGACUUUAAUUUAGCAUUUACUAUUAUUUUUAUUAUUGAACUUGGAUUUAAAUUAAUAGGAUUAGGAAUUCAAAGAUACAUUUAGGAUAAAUUUAAUAUUUUUGAUGCUUUUAUUGUAGGAAUCAGUUUAUAUGAAGUAAUAAUAAAUUAAGAGAAUGGUGGAAAGUCUGGUUUUAGUGCUUUAAGAUCUUUACGUAUCUUUAGAGCCUUAAGAGUAUUAAGAAUAUCUAAAUUAAUCAGAUCUCUAAAAUUUAUGGGAUUUUUAUUAAAAGUAUUAGGAAAUGCAUUUGAAUAAAUAUUAUGGAUGUUUAUCUUAAUGCUUUUCUUUUUAUAUACAUUUACUAUCUUAGGAUUUUCAUUAUUUUAAGGAUAGAUUUCAGAUUAAAAUUAUAGGUAUACUUUUAAUUCAUUUAUUAUUUCAUUUGAAACUGUAUUUUAAUUAUUUACAAUUUCAAAUUGGAGUGAUGUAUUGUAUUCUUUAUUUUUAUCAGAUGCUAAUAAUAUUGUUGUAUUCUUAUAUUUAGUUAUAUGGAUUGCAAUUGGUAAUUAUAUUUUUUUGAACUUAUUUAUGGCAGUGCUUUUAGAUAAUUUUGAAGCAGAAUAUAGAAGAGAUAAAAAUUAAAUAGAUAACAAUAUAAUUAUUGGUAGAGAUUAAAUAUUUGAAUCUGCAUUAUCUUCUAAACCUCAAGGAAGUAGAAAGUCAAGUAAAUCUUCAUUAUAAGAUGAUGUUGAAGAAUAUUAAAAAUUAUAAACUUAAAAAUUUAUUUACUUUUAAGAGAGAGGUAUUGGAGAAUAUGCUUUAAUGAUAUUCUCUUAGGAAAGUACAUUUCGAAAAAUGUGUUAUAGAGCUGUAAAGGAUAAAAUAUUUGAUAUAUUUAUUUUGAUUUUAAUAUUGAUAUCAAGUGCUAAAUUGAUUUUGGAUACUUAUAAUUUAGGUAAUUCUUAUGAUGUUGUAUCUUAUUGGUUAGAUUUUUCAAUGGUUAUUUUAUUUGGUUCUGAAGCAUUGUUAAAAAUAAUAGCAUUUGGAUUUAUUGGAGAUGAAUUGAGUUAUUUACGUAAUUCUUGGAAUGCUCUUGAUUUUAUCAUAUUAAUAGGAUCAAUUGUAGAUAUAAGUGUAGCAGCAAUAGAUUUGAGUUAUUUAAAGAUAUUAAGAUUAUUUAGAACAUUGAGACCAUUAAGAUUUGUAUCUCAUAAUAGAUCAAUGAAGAUAAUUGUAUCAGCAUUAUUGUAAUCAGCUGAUGGUAUUUUAAAUGUUGCAAUAGUAAUAAUACUUGUUUGGAUGAUGUUUGCUAUAAUUGGAAUCAAUUUUGCAAAAGGGAAACUUUAUUAUUGUGAUAUGUAAGAUGGUAUUAUGCAUUAUGUAAAUAAAGAAGAAGUAAAAUAUAUAUAUAUUAUAUAUAUAGUGUGAAGGAAUAUGGAGAAUAUAUGAUAGUAAUUUUGAGAAUAUCUUUUCAGGAAUGUUAACAUUAUUUUGUUUAAGUACAUUGUUGGAUUGGCCAGAUUAAUUAUUAUAUUUUAAAGAUGGUACUGAAAAUGGUUUAGUAAAGAAUAAUUCACCUGAAUUCUUUCUAUUUUUUUUGGCUUUUAUUUUGAUAGGUUCAAUUUUACUUAAUAAUUUAUUUAUUGGAGUUAUUUUAGUAAAUUUUCAUAUUGCAGAAGAAAAAGCAAGAGAUUCUUCACUUACUUAAGAUCAAAUAUAAUGGAUUGAUACUCAAAAAUUAAUAAUUGAAGCUAAACCUGAUUUAAGUUUAUAUUAUAUGCCAAAGAAUAGAAUAUAAGCAUUUUUAUUUAGAAUUGUAAAAGCAAAGAAAUUUGAUUUGAUGAUAUCUUUCUUUAUUAUAAUAAAUAUUGUUGUUACUGGUAUGUAUAUGGAUGGUAAUUUAAAUAUUAUUAUUAUUUAGAUGCAAAUUUUGAUUAUCUUUAUGUUAUUGAUUAAAUCAACUUUGCCAUAUCAAUUAUCUUUUGUUUUGAAGCAAUAAUUAAAAUUAUAACAUUUGGUCCAAUAGCAUAUUUUAAAGUUAAUUGGAAUUAAUUUGAUUUUGUUAUUGUACUUAUAUCAAUUAUUGAUUUUGUUACAAAUGAGAGUGGAUUAUCUAUAGGAAAAGGAUUUAGAAUAUUAAGAGCUAUAAGAUUAUUAAGAUUAGUUAAAUAAUUUAAAGGUCUUAAAAAAUUAAUUGAUACAGCAGUAUUCUCAAUUCCAGCAAUUAUUAAUGCAGCUGCUUUAUAUUUUUUAAUUCAUUCAAUUUUCUCUGUUUUAGGAGUAUUUUUAUUUUCAGAAAUUAAGGAAGGAAAGAUUAUAUCUGAUACUAACAAUUUCUAAGAUUUUCAUCAUUCUUUUAUUUUAUUGUUUCUAUCUUAAACUGGAUUAGAUUGGAAUAGAAUAAUGUAUGAUACUAUGAAUUAUGGUUCAUAUUAUAAUGCUUUAUUUUGGGUUGUAUUUAUUUUGAUAUAGAAUUUUGUAAUGCUCAAUUUAUUUAUUCUUAUUGUAUUAGAUUAAUAUGAUAUAAAUUAUUUUCAUGAAGAUAAUCCACUUAAUAGAUUUGAUGAAUAUUAAAAUAAAACACUUGAUGUUUGGACUCGUUUUAGUUAAGAUGGAACAAUAAUUAAUCAGAAUAAAUUGACAGAUUUGAUACUUUCAUUACCUAAACCAUUAGGUUUAGAUAUUUUUAAAUCUAUGUAAAAAGGCAUUGAAGAUUGGAAACAUAUCAAUCCAUAACAUACAUAAGAAGAAGUUAAUCAACUUAAAUUUAAUAUCAAAGCAGAUUUAAUAAAAAAUGCUCUCUUUAAAAUUAUGGAUAUGUAACUAAAAUGUGAUUUAUAAGGCAAUAUACCAUAUAAUCUAGUUUUAUUUUCUGUAAUAAAAGAGGCUUAUUUAGAAAAACUUGAAAUUAAUUUAACAGAAGAAGGAGGGAGAAAACUAGCUAUGAAAGAAAUGGAAACAAGAUCAGAAAUAGAAGAAGAAUAUGGAACUGAUUUAGAUUAAGAUGUUAAUCCUUUAGUUUCUUAUUUAUAUGCCUAAACAUGUUUUAGAGCUAUGUAAAGAUAUGUUGAAAUUUCUAAAAACAAAAUCUAUGAUGGUGGUAUAUCAUUUUUAGCUAAGACUGAUUCUUCUAUUGAUUUUGAUGAAUAUUUAGAUAAUGAUUUAUCAAGAGAUGAGUAUGAAAAACCUGAUUAUGAAGAAGUGUAUUUUGUUGAAAUUCCUAUGAAUAAUAAAAUUUAUAAUGGUGAAUAAUAUAAGGUGUAAAUUGCAUAAGAAGAAUCCAAUAUGGAUCAAGAAUCUAAUAAUUAACCAAUAGAUGAUGAAAAUAAUGUAGAAGAAUUGGAAGAAUAUAAAUUAUAAAUUAUUGAUUUUAAUAAGUAUUUAGGAGAUUGA
Molecule: messenger RNA, 6680 nt
Organism: Paramecium primaurelia
Lineage: Eukaryota; Ciliophora; Oligohymenophorea; Peniculida; Parameciidae
Source: the annotation of a GenBank genome assembly